This is a messenger RNA of Komagataella phaffii GS115, 1230 nucleotides long. RefSeq lists its product as hypothetical. Gene Ontology annotation, biological process: fatty acid metabolic process. Lineage: Eukaryota; Fungi; Ascomycota; Pichiomycetes; Pichiales; Pichiaceae. Bases 1 to 1230 code for a protein of 409 amino acids. The transcript has a single exon. The record is from RefSeq and is a predicted model, not a curated record. Gene Ontology annotation, molecular function: fatty-acyl-CoA binding.
AUGUCUGAAUCCAUAGACCGAGUCUUCGUAAAAGCAAUUGGAACAAUUCGCACACUUUCCUCAAGAACAGGGUAUGGAGGGCUUCCUAGACCGCCAAUUGAAAACAGGGUAAAAUUGUACGGGCUCUACAAACAAGCCACUGAAGGUGACGUGGCAGGGGUCAUGGAACGACCAUUGGGCGACUCUCCAGAGGCAGAGGCUGCCAAAAGGAAGUGGGACGCUUGGAGAUCAGAGCAGGGUACGUCAAAGACUGAAGCUAAGCGUCAAUAUAUCAGCUAUUUGAUUGAUACAAUGAAACAAUUUGCAUCCGACACCACGGAGGCUAGAGAAUUGCUGUCCGAGUUAGAAUAUUUAUGGAACCAGAUAAGCGAUGUUUCUCCCAAUGACUCGUCCGAUUCUGAAUCGAAUGCCGGCCCUGCACAGUUACUACAGAACCAUGCUCAAUUGUUGAGCAGAGAUAUCAGUGUUGUUGACGACCCUAUUACCUCCUCAGGUAUGGACCCCAUGUAUAAUCCAAGUUUUCAGAGACAUAACUCUUCGAGAUUCAUCAACGCUUCAACAGCGGAGAGACUAAACAGUCUUUCCAAUUAUUACAGUAAUUUGAAUCCCACUCCGCCAUUAUCAUCUCGAAGAUACCAAGGUUCUGUGACCCCAAGAAAUGUUGACUUCAUCAAAUGGCAGAAUGAUAUCAACAAUUCCAUCAACAAACUCAACCACGACUUGCAAUUACUUGCUAAUAGGCGCUUGCAAUCUUCAGCUUCAGACCCUCUUUACUCCAAGAGAGGUUCAGAUCUAACUCAUGAUGAUUUUGUCAACGAUAUCUCGUCGUCCUCCAGCAACCGCAGAUUUCGUGCAAGAAGAAACCAGCCACUUGUAUCUAAAGUUCUGCUAGGAACUAUUUCGUUACUGUUGAAGCUAAUCAAGACAGUUAUUAAGCAUGUUGCGAUUGACGCCGUAAUUAUUGCUGUGUUGGUGGCCGUCAUAAAGCGCUCCAUAAUAAUUCCGAAUCUGAUAUCAAACGAAAUUUCACUGCAAAAGAUUCAUCAUUCAGAGCUGGAAUCUAAUUCAUCGAUCAAGGGAGAUAGUAAUGGUGGCAGACUGACCAUCGUUCUUCCUUUCAUCAACGGCAAAGACUUCUUCCAGGAAAACUCUCUGUUGGGAAAGUUAUUAAAAGUAUUCCAUGACUAUGUUGAUCAUGUCAGCAGAAUAAGAUUAAUUAAGAGAAACUAG